Fusarium redolens is the source of this 699-nucleotide messenger RNA. RefSeq names its product S-adenosyl-L-methionine-dependent methyltransferase. The coding region runs from base 1 to 699 and encodes 232 amino acids. NCBI's taxonomy places the organism in Eukaryota, Fungi, Ascomycota, Sordariomycetes, Hypocreales, Nectriaceae. The transcript has a single exon. Gene Ontology annotation, molecular function: O-methyltransferase activity; S-adenosylmethionine-dependent methyltransferase activity. The record is from RefSeq and is a predicted model, not a curated record.
AUGCCGGAUAUUGACUUCAGUGCUCUGGCGGCUGCUGCCGAUUUCGACAACUUCCGCCAGGCGCCGACUCUGGAUACUCUCGCCAACAAUGCUCUCCUCUCUCCCAACACCAAAUUAGAGCAAGCCCUCGCCAACUCAGCAGCCAAGGGCCUCCCGCCCAUCAGCGUCACCCCAAUGUCUGGGCAGCAUCUAUCAGUCCUCACUCAACUCAUGGGCGCCAAGUCAGUGCUAGAAAUUGGCACACUUGGCGGCUACUCAGCUAUCUGUUUUGCCCAAGGAGGUGCCAAAGUAACGAGCAUUGAGAUCGAUCCGAAGCAUCGCGACGUCGCACUUGAGAAUGUUGAAGGUCUUGACGUGGAGGUUUUACUUGGAGCUGCACUUGAUGUACUACCCAAGCUGGCCGAGGAAAAACGACAGUUCGAUAUGGUCUUUAUCGAUGCUGAAUUUGAGGAUCAUAUUGAGCACUUCGACUGGGCUGUCAAACUGACCCGGCCUGGUGGAUGUGUUUUCUUUGACGACGUGGUGCCGGCCAUGUUCAAGAAUGGCGAAGUAAAACCAGGAGCGGAUUCUAUCUUGACGCAUAUUGGAAAGGACCACAGAGUCAAGGCGGCCCUGAUGCCCAAUGUGGCUUGUCACCCUAUGUUGCCUACACCUAUCUUUAAUGGCUUUGUAUUGGCUCUAGUCAAGGAGCAUUCAUGA